AUAUCCACCGUGUUCGUAUUCACUCCCACCACCCGACCCACUCCCCACCCCCGCUGCGACGCUCCGCGUCUUCUAAACUAGUGGUUGCGGGAGAGAUACGGGUGAAGAGGGGGAGGGGGAGAGAGGCUCGACGUUAUCACAAUAUCGGGGGGAUAUUACAGAGACUGAAGUCUGGCUUUUAUAUCAGAAAAAAAACAUAUGCCAAAUGGAUCUGAAUUAAACUUGUGUCAUCUAUGGUUUACCAGCUUCCUCUUGAAGAUGGCCAGUCAGCGCUAAGCUAACUAGCUGGGUGUAGCAGAUUUGACUGGAGGAAGAGGUGCCAGAGGCACCAUGGGAGAUGGAGGAGCCCUCCAUACGGAGGGGAACGCCCUCCUCAAAGCCGUCUUCCAGGGCAAGCUGCGACUGACCCGGCUCCUCCUGGAAGGGGGUGCCUACAUCAACGAAGGCAACGAGCGGGGCGAGACCCCCAUCUCUGCUGCCUGCCUGGCUGGCUACGAGGACCCCCAGAGCCGCCAGAGGAUGGUGCGCUACCUCCUGGAGAAAGGAGCCGAUCCCAACAUCCCAGACAAGUCUGGGCGGACCGCCCUGAUGCAUGCCUGUGUCGAGCAGGCGGGCAAAGAGGUGGUGUCCUUGCUCCUAGAGAAUGGAGCUGACCCAAGCCUCAAGGACUACACAGGCUCCUCCGCCCUGGUCCAUGCCAUUAACAGAGGUGACAGAGACACCCUCCAGGUCCUGCUGGACGCCUGCAAGGCCAAGGGCAAGGAGGUAAUCAUCAUCACCACCGACACGUCACCCUCGGGCACCAAGAAGACCAAGCAGUAUCUCAACUCCCCCCCAUCACCAGGGGUGGUGGACAAGCUCUCGCCCGUGGCCUGCAUGUCGCCCUCAGAGGUAGCGAUCCGGACCUCCAAUUCCCCAGCAGCAGAGAAGGUUGAGGAGGAGGACAGUAUCUUCAGCUUUGCGCUGACAUCAGCCUUACCCCUACCCUCCACUAGAACCCUAGGGGAGAAAAGGCCGCCUCCCCGCAAACUCCUGAAGAGGCUCAACUCUGAGCCUUGGGGGCUGGUAGCACCCUCAGUGCUCAGCAGGGUCCCACAGGAGAGGGUUGAUGGUGGACUGGAGGAGGAAGGUGGAGGUAGGAUCAUCACUGAGAUGAAUGGUCUGUCAAUCUCGGGUCCUGGCAGGCCUCUCCUGUCUCGUCGGCACAGCAUUGAAACACAUGACCCCUGCUCGCCCAAACUCAUUGACCGAUCCUGCUCAGAGGACUGUGCAGCCCUUUGUAGCUCCUCCUGGGCCGACAAGGUCCAACAGCACCAGAUCCUGUACCGCAGGAACACCGCGCCGGAGUCUCAGGAAAAUACAGGGGGGGUGGCUUCACGCACCCUGACUCACCCCAAACUUACACGUAUGGAGCACUAUGAGUCAGACACACACCUGUGUCCUGAGUCCAUCCCUGGAUCUCCAGACUCGGGGCGCGUGUCUGUGGAGCGGAGGAAGUAUAACGCCUCGCCCCUCUCUCUGCUCACCACCUCCUCCCGGGAGUCCCUUGAGAGCAUCCCCAAUUCUGUCUCCCCCAUCACCAUGCGCAGACGGCCCCCAGGCCUCCUGGAGCGCAGGGGCUCAGGCACCCUCCUUUUGGACCACAUCUCCCACACCCGCCCCGGGUUCUUGCCCCCACUCAAUGUCAACCCCCACCGGCCCAUCCCAGACAUCCGGGCCAAUGGCAAGCCCACUUCCCCCGUCCACUCUGGUCCCAAGAGCCUGGUUCCAGUUGCCCCUGCCUCACCCAAGAGAGGCCCAGACUUCAAGAUGAAGAAGAAACUGAUGAGGAGGCACUCCAUGCAGACAGAACAGAUGAAUCAGCUCUCCACCUUCCAGGAGAUCCUGACAGAGAAGGUCAUUGAGUCCAACGGGGACUGAGACUUAAAAGGACAUGUGAGGGUACAGUGGUGGAUCAAUUAGUCUAUCUAAUUAGUCCAUCAUUAUCCUCAAUCAGUGCUUAAACCAGGACUAGUAACGUGAAUUUGGCUCAUUCAGAGUGAGACCUCAGUCCCAUCCUUGUUCUGUGUCGAGUGCAGGUGGUUAUUUUUAUUUAUAGGUGACCUAUUUUAAUUUGUUGUGUUUCCUUUCCGUGCUGUCACAGAAAGCUGGUUGAUUGAGUAAUACGGUAUACAGCAGAUGUUCUUUUCAUUUCUCCUCAAAUUAUUUAUUAAUAUACCAUUUGCAGUCAACAGAAAUAGAAACGUAUUUCUGUGUUUUUAGAUGUUUACACACUGCAGAAUGUGCGCCAAUGUCAUGCCUGUUGUUCCGUGUGCUGAAUACAUUUUCUUCCCUUCUGAAUUCAGUCACCCUAUCUAUCUAUGACACUUUAAGUUGAAAGAAAAAAAUCAACAGUAGAGAUGCUAGCAACAGCUUACCUUGUCAUUCUGAAUGGCCUGUCUUCCCGAUUUUCAAUUCUUGCGUUAGCUGCUUUAAAACGUCAAACUUCAAGCCUAAAAUGCUCUCAUGUUGAUGGGUUUGUUUGGGGGAGAAUAAUGCUGCAUUCCAUUAAAUAGUUUUCAAGACAUAUUGCCUGAAGAUUUCACUGUCAUUGUAUUGUUGCUGUUAUCUACUUUCACUGUAUUUAUUUGCCUUUACUUUUUAAUCACUUGAGAUUUUGUGUUUUAGAGAGCUAUUUAGCUGUAUGGUCAAACCACACGCCUGACUUACCCUGACGACUACAGUGGGAUCAACAUGUGGGACUCUUUAUGAGUAUCACACUGUAAUAAUGUUGUUAUCAAUUGAUAAAAAUAAAUAAAAAAUCAACAUGUGGGACUCUUUAUGAGUAUCACACUGUAAUAAUGUUGUUAUCAAUUGAUAAAAAAAAAAAAAAUACAAGUCAAUUGAGGUGCAAUUAAUUUCAUACAAAAUUCCAAAGAAAUCCCAUGAAAGCAUGUUUGUUUACAUUGGAGUGUGUGAAUACUGUUAGAUGGCUUUUAGAAGAAUUAACCUCAAUUAAUUGCACAUUGAUGCUGUGCCUUUCCAUAUGGAAAGAGCUCCUAGCACAUAUUAACUGUAAAUAAUGUAAAGAUAAGACAAACCUAAUUUGCUUAUGAAAUAUGUCCAUGUGCAAUAUGCUGUACUGUAAUGUCAAUGGAUAUCCUUCAUCUAUGGUGGACGUGAAGUUGUCUUUACAAAUUGUACAUUAAAAGCAAUCUGAAGCACUUCUUAACAUUUACUGUACACAGAUUUGCCGAAAGGGAGAGUUUUAGGCUCACAGAACUAACAUUUACAGUUACUUACACAUUUAGAUUGUCACUUUUAAAUAAUUCCCAUUUGUAUAGUGAGAUUUAAGAGAAAAAAAAGUUAGAAAAUGUUUACCAAGCUUACAAUGUGACUGCUUGUCCCGCUUCCAUUUGAAAUAUUUCUGUCUUUAAUGAAAUAAUGUUUAUGUGCUACAAGGUUUAAUAUUGACCUCCUGUCGAUUGAACUGUAAUGUAGGUUACUUGAAGUUUAAGAGAAAUACAAACAAAAAAUACAUAUUUUUGUAUGCCUGUUAGGAAAUAGCAAAGUAAAUUCUAAUAUGUAAUCUAUUUUCACGUUUGAACUUGAUUGUAAUUUGAUUGUGAAAUAAACAUUUGUUAAAUGUUCAUAAGUGAAUUAUAGCAAC
Messenger RNA from Oncorhynchus keta (chum salmon), 3649 nucleotides. Its product is annotated as ankyrin repeat domain-containing protein 34A-like. The transcript is spliced from 2 exons. Gene Ontology annotation, molecular function: protein binding. Lineage: Eukaryota; Metazoa; Chordata; Actinopteri; Salmoniformes; Salmonidae. The record is from RefSeq and is a predicted model, not a curated record. The coding region runs from base 331 to 1920 and encodes 529 amino acids.